AUGGCCGCUCACGAUUCAUGCAGGACCAAAGCAGUCGAUCUCGAGAACGGGAACCUGAAAAAGCACACUCAUUUCCGGCAAGGCGAGCCCUUCCCCUUUGAUGUCGGCGAUAAGCUUGGAGAAGGCGGAUAUGCGUCCGUGGAUAAAGUCUAUAGCUCCCUUAGCGGCCGUACCUAUGCCCGUAAGAGGUUCCGGAGAACUAAAGCGAAUCCAAGCGAGGUUCAAAGCUUCAUGACCGAGCUGCAGGUCUUGAAACGCAUCAAUCAUCAACAUUGCGUGGAGCUAGUUGCUAGCUACACUGACUCUAAGUACUUCGGACUCCUCAUCUCUCCCGUGGCCGAUUACAAUUUGUCGGCAUUCUACGGCGUUGUUGCGGGUAAUGAAGAAAAUCAGAAGAUACUGCGUAGUUUCUUCGGUUGCCUGGCGCACUCAUUGCACUUCCUGCACCAGAACAAGAUACGGCAUCGAGAUAUCAAGCCGGAGAACAUUCUUGUUAAGGGGUCCGCGGUGUACCUCGCAGAUUUUGGGAUAUCAUUGGACUGGGAGAACCUUUCUCGCAGCACCACGACCGAAGACUCCGGCAAAUCAUGGACCUAUUGUGCGCCCGAAGUCGCGCACUAUGAGAAACGAAACUCAUCCUCUGAUAUCUGGUCCCUGGGCUGCGUGUUCUUGGAGAUGUUGACAAUCCUCAAAGGCUUCACUGUCCAUGACCUCCGAGACGUAUUACGCAAA
Molecule: messenger RNA, 732 nt
Organism: Mytilinidion resinicola
Lineage: Eukaryota; Fungi; Ascomycota; Dothideomycetes; Mytilinidiales; Mytilinidiaceae
Product: kinase-like protein
Exons: 1
Biological process (GO): protein phosphorylation; MAPK cascade
Molecular function (GO): ATP binding; MAP kinase kinase activity
Source: RefSeq, a predicted model, not a curated record